GCCGGCAGCCGGAGACGGCAGACCGCCGCGCACGUCUACCCGCCCCACAGCGCACCGUGAGUGCCCUCGGGACAGAGCGGAAAAUCGCGGGGGCGCGGAAGAUGCGGCGGGCCGGCGGGCCCCGCGCCUGGACGCGCCGUCGCUGAGGCACCGGAGGAGGCUCCCGCGGCGCCGAGGAGAUGAGGCUGCCCCUGACGCUGCUGGCCCUGGCCGCCCUGGGGGCCGCCGGCGGUGGCGGCGGCGGGGCGGGCCGGGAGGCGGAGGCGCAGGCGGGGCGGUUCUCCACGCCGGAGCGGCACCGCUGCAGCUGGGAGCUGCGCUCGGCGGCGGGGGCCAGCGAGCUGCGGCUGAGCUGCCGGCCGCCGGCGGGCGGCGGGGCGGCGCGGAGCUGCGCCUACCGCGGGGAACCGCGGCGCUGCCCCGCCUACGGCGGCCGCAGCCGCCAGUACUGGCGGCAGAUCCUGGGCAGGCUGCGCCGGCGGCGGCACCCCUGCGCCCAGGGCGGCCCGCUCAGCGCCCGCCUCUGCGGGCCGGGCCGGGCGCCGCCCGAGGCGCAGCUCCGCCUGCUGCCGGGCCCGGGCCCCGGCCCCGGCCCCUCGCCGCCCGCCGCCACCGAGGACCCGGCGGACACCUACUGCGCCGAGCGGUGGCACUCGCUCUGCAGCUUCUUCGUCGGCUUCUGGGAGGGCUGAGCCGCCCCCGGCCCGCCGGGAGGGAGCGCGGCCGCCCGUCCCCCGGGCCAGGGCUUCGCGCUGCCCGGCCGCCGCCGCCCGCCCGCCCAGCCUGGCCUGCCCUCGCCCGCCCGCCACCGGUGUCCCUCGACCGCUAGCUCUCCUCUUUUCCUCUCCAAUAAAGU
This is a messenger RNA of Harpia harpyja (harpy eagle), 856 nucleotides long. It is a transcript of the gene FGFBP3, whose product is annotated as fibroblast growth factor binding protein 3. The transcript has 2 exons. Gene Ontology annotation, biological process: cell-cell signaling. Bases 180 to 692 code for a protein of 170 amino acids. The record is from RefSeq and is a predicted model, not a curated record. Gene Ontology annotation, molecular function: growth factor binding. NCBI's taxonomy places the organism in Eukaryota, Metazoa, Chordata, Aves, Accipitriformes, Accipitridae.